CCGCGUCCCCUCCCCGGCCGGCGGGAGGCGGCGGCUCUCCCAUGCCGCCCGCCUCGCCCCUUGCUUUGAAUUUCUGCCCGUCGGCCGAUCUGGGGAGAGACGGGGAGGGGGUACGUCCCCUCGCACUUUCCUCCCCCUCCACUUCUUUUUUUCCACCCUUUUUUGCCUUCCCUCCAUUACGCCCCCCUCCUCCCCAGCCCCCUUCUCCUCCACCGGGACUGUUCGGCGGCCAUGCGGCCGGUCCUGGGCGAGCGGCUCUAACUCGCCACCUCGCCCGGAUGGCCCCCCGGAGCCGCGGGCGGAUGGAGCCGAGCUACGUCGUGGGUAUCUGCUGCCUGGUGCUGCUGGAGCCGGGCCGGGUGUGGAGCGGCGAGCCCAGCACCGGGGGGCCCGGGGAGAGCGGGAACAGCAGCCAGGCACCGCCGCCGGAGACCACGGCCCCCGCGCCCACCGGAGCGGCACCACCGGGGGGGGACCGCUGCCGCGGGUACUACGACGUGAUGGGGCAGUGGGACCCGCCGUUCAACUGCAACGCCGGCAUCUACCAGUACUGCUGCGGGACCUGCGGGUACCGCUUCUGCUGUCAGUUCAAGCCCAGGCGGCUGGACCAGAGUGGCUGCUCCAACUAUGACACCCCCAACUGGGUCAACACGGGCCAGCCACCUGCCCGGGUGGACGAGACCCCCGAGGACCCCACUCGUGACAAGACCAACAUGAUCGUCUACAUCAUCUGUGGCGUGGUGGCCAUCAUGGUGCUGGUGGGCAUCUUCACCAAGCUGGGCCUGGAGAAGGCACAGGGUCCCCAGACAGAGAUGACCGUCUCCAGGACACUGACAGACCUGCUGAAGCAGCCAGGCCAGAGCCCCUCUGAGAACAUGGACAGCCUCAUGGGGGGUGUGCAGGUCCCAUUGGGUGAGGGGCUGGCCCGGGGGCCCCCCAGAAACAGCACAGACAAGCCGCCCUUGAACAAUGCGGUGCCCAUUGCUCCCUCACUGGGGCGGCCCCACAGCCAUGGCAAGCGCCUGCCGCUGGCCAGCAGCCUGGCCCUGUCAGCCUCAGACUACACUUCCUACACCACCCUCAAGGUUGGAGCCAGCACCCUCGGCACCUCGCCACCAACAGCAAGACUGAGGUCACAGUCUGACGACCAGCACUGCCAGGGGCUGGGGCUGCCCCCUCACCGGGGUGUUGCUGCCCUCGGGGGCAGCCCACUAGAGCAAAGCAUCGUAGGAUCUACGUAAACUGCAACGCUGGCCAGAGGGGGAGAUGCGCCGUCCUUCCUCCCCUCCAGGGAUGGCAACUGCUGGCUGCACUUCACCAUCGAGGAGGCAUUGGGGUCUCAUCCGGGCAACAAGUUUCAGCCAUUCUCAGCCCGCCCCAUGAAGAGGCUGAGCUGGGAGCACACUGACAGAGCAGUACCCUGCUCAAGGGACAGGGGCCAGUGCUGGACAGACUGGGAACACAUCCUGCUUGGGCCAGGCAACCAAACCUAGCUCCAGUGAGCAGGUGAGGGGAAGAGCAAUGGACUCAAAGCACCAGCCUGGUGCUGCCAGUAAAGCCCAGCAGCCCCUUUCCCUCCCCAGCCUCCCCUUUCCCACUGCCCCAGCCUCCAUCUUGUCAAUAAAUAAUACA
Corapipo altera (White-ruffed manakin) is the source of this 1632-nucleotide messenger RNA. It is a transcript of the gene SHISA8, whose product is annotated as shisa family member 8. The record is from RefSeq and is a predicted model, not a curated record. Gene Ontology annotation, biological process: regulation of AMPA receptor activity; regulation of short-term neuronal synaptic plasticity. The transcript is spliced from 4 exons. NCBI's taxonomy places the organism in Eukaryota, Metazoa, Chordata, Aves, Passeriformes, Pipridae. The coding region runs from base 42 to 1241 and encodes 399 amino acids. Gene Ontology annotation, cellular component: postsynaptic density; dendritic spine membrane; AMPA glutamate receptor complex.